UCUGUCGUAAAAAUACGUCCUGGGCUCUGUGUGAAAGUGGAGAAUACGAGUCUGAGUGCUUCGCUGAGGAUAUCUUUUUUUCUUCCUCCGAGCUAAUGUUAGCAUCGGCAGGCGGAACACUCGGAGACACCGGGGAAACCCAGCGGACGACUGACCGAGGCCGUGCCAUCAUGCAGCUCGGAAAUGCGCCCGAAUAACCGCAUGACAGCGCUGCGAUCCGUCGACGGAAAACUUUGGAGCUCGGUAGACGCGGCGGGCUCGCGGUGAGGAGGUCGUGUGGCCGGCGGGAAUGGUGCUGUCGCCGAGCCGCAGCGACUGACGGCACCGGGACUGCGCUCGGCCACCCUGUAUGGGUCACCGGAGAUCGCUCAUCUACAGGCCACGUUUAUUAUUAUUGUUUAUUCUCCCAGCUGGACUGUCAUAUGGUGUAUGGAUGGACCUGUGCGUGCUGUCACACACAUAAUUGUGCUUAUUUUGCUGCCUAAGAACAUUACGUAAGGCUGCAGCGUACGCUACGUAUUUUCUUAGGGGGAAAGGCUCGGGUGACAUUGCAGACUUUUGUGGAGACACACACGCACACAUAUAUAUUUAAAUAUAUAUAUGUGUAUGUAUAAAUAAACGUAAGCUCCUCUUAUUACGUCUGUCAAAAAGGAAGAGAAGGUGGAGCAUUGUCCGUCGUACGUGCUGACGCAGUGGGAUUUCUACGUGUGGUCUGCGUUUCGGCCCGCCCUUCCCGCGCUGACGGUGAUGGGUCGGAAGCGGUGUGUCGGUGCAGAUUGUUCGAAGAUGGCGGCCGGGUGCUGCGGGGUGAAGAAGCAGAAGUUGUCGGGAUCCCCUGGCGCGGGGGGUCCCGGCGGGGCGGGAAGCGGGGUAGCCGGGACCGGACAUUGUGGAUCGGAACUGGGGAUUGGGUCGUCGUCGACUGUCGUGGCCGGGAGCGUGAAUCGAGUGAACGGCCUGGGGGGUCCGGGGGGUAGCGGUAGCGGUAGCAGCAGCAGCGGCGGUAACAACACCAACGCGCUGUCCGCGACUCCCGGAGGAUACAACUCCACCGGCCUCUCCCCGACUCUCAGCCCCGGCUCCGGAGCCAGGAAAAUGGUGGUUUCGGCGGAGAUGUGUAGCUUUUGCUUCGACGUGCUUUAUUGCCAUCUAUACGGAUACCAGCCUCCUCGAACACCCAGGUUUACAAACGACCCCUACCCACUGUUUGUCACUUGGAAAAUCGGCCGGGACAAGCGGUUAAGGGGUUGUAUAGGUACAUUUUCUGCCAUGAACCUGCACUCAGGACUCAGGGAGUACACCCUUACCAGUGCCCUUAAAGACAGUCGCUUUCCCCCCAUGACGAGGGACGAGCUGCCGCGUCUCUUCUGCUCAGUGUCUCUGCUCACCAACUUUGAGGAUGUUGGUGAUUACCUAGACUGGGAGGUGGGUGUUCACGGCAUUAGGAUAGAAUUUUUUAAUGAAAAAGGAUCAAAGCGCACCGCCACCUACCUGCCAGAGGUUGCGAAGGAGCAAGGAUGGGACCAUAUUCAGACCAUAGAUUCCUUACUUCGAAAGGGAGGAUACAAAGCUCCCAUCACAAAUGACUUCAGGAAGACUAUUAAAUUGACCAGGUACCGUAGUGAGAAGAUGACGAUGAGCUACGCAGAAUACAUCGCCCACCGCCAGCACCAUCACUACCAGAACGGCAUCGGGCACCCGCUCCCUCCCUACAACCAUUAUUCCUGACAGCGAGCCGCAUGACCAGUCCCUGGAGCUCUCGGCGGACAUCUUCCCCGGAGAGCCGGCCCCGUCCUGGUCUAGCUAUCUCUACUACUGUACCAUUUUAUGAUGAUAGUUUCCGCUGCCGUGUCUUCAGUCUGACCGAGGCAUGGCAGCGGGUGCAAAAUCAGCAUUAGGUGAUCGAUUAUAAACCCAGAAGAAAACAAAAAAAUCCUUUAUUUCCUCAUUUUUAAUCCUUUGUAUUAAUUUAGUUUUUGCAGCAUAUAUAUAUAUAUAUGACUAUAUAUAUCGAUCGAUCGACCCCUUCCCUUUCUUUCUUAAAAAAAAAAAGCAAAUAAACAAGUUUAUUUUAAUGAUUAUUCUUUCAACAAAUUUCCUAAUCAGGUUUCUGAGUCUGUGGAUGGAAAUAAGUCAUAUUCAGACUGAUGGGCUAGUGCUUUCGCUCAGAGUUGAUGUCCGCUAAGCUUUCGUGGCUGCCUUUCUCCCCUUUUUAUUGUUUGAUGUUAGUUUGGCUUUUACCCAGUGUGGGCGAUCAUGAAGGCUUCCUCUUUCCUCUCUGUGCAGUUUCUUUAUUGAGGGGUGAUUUUGGGUUUUCUGCUUCCGUUUGUUUCACGUUGUUGUGGGUUUUCUGCAGUGCGGCUGAGUUGAAGUCUCGUGCGUUCGUUGUUUUCUUUCUUUGAAACCACUUUACUAAAUUAGCUGCUGGGUAACCCAGAAUAUUCCCCCAUAACUCAAAGCUCUAGCUGAUUUGAAUGGAGUUUUCUUUGAUUAACAGUCUGUGGUGUCUGUAGUGUAGUUUAGAAGAGCAGGAGUCGUGGUGUUGCUUCAUUAUUAGUUCUUCAUCUUCUGUUUGAGUUCUCAUGUGGAUUUGUGCGCUGUCCAGUGUUUCCUAGUGGUGUUUGUGAGACGGCAAGUGCUCAGAAUAAUGGAGUAAAUAAAGGUUUUUCUAGCUUAGUGAAGGUCAGAAGAUCCUCCGCUUUCUAUAUUGCUCCUGUUUUGUCCCACAGAGAGGAAAAGCUUUGUGACAGGGAUACGCUCCAGAAAAACACAAGCCAUACUCUUUAAUGCAUGCUAUGGCAGGGUGCCUGUUCUGGAUUGGUUUCUGGCGCAGGAAUCUUCACUUUGCUCUCAGGAGGACGCUUACUUUCUUUUAUUUUUGAGAGAUGAUCUGGUCUUAUCGAUGAUGAAUACGCCGAUUUGUGUCUCGCAUGGCAACAAUGUUUACAUCUGCAUACGAAUGCUGUCAUUUACUGUGGUAGAGGAGCUCAUUCACGUGUGUUGGUCUUAGGAUGGAGAUUGUUGGAGUGUCGCAUUAGGAACCAGCAGUUGUGUUUGAUUUCAGUUUUCUCUCUGACAUUAUAAAGGAAUAGUUCAGCUAAUGAUGACUCUAGAAGGUAUUUUCCUUCUGUUGAACACAAAGAAGAUAUUAUGAAGAAUGCUGGGGAGAAAAAGCAGCUCUUGUCAUUUAUAGUAGGAAUAAAAAUAGUUUGUUCAACAGAAGAAAAGUCGAGGGAGUGAAUGAUGAUCUAUUUUUCAUUUUUGGCUGGACUGUGCCUUUUAAAGGACACUUGUUAGUUUUAUUUUUGUAAAUAUGCUCAUUUUACUGCUCUCUUAGAGAGAAACUGUUGAGUUUUACCUUUUUUCCAUCUGAAUUCUGGUCUGAAAAGAGUACCGUUAGCUUAGCUUAGCAUAGAUCAUUGAAUCAGAUUAGACCGUUAGCAUCUUUCUCAAAAAUGAUCUGAAUGAUCUUGAAAAGAUUUGAUGAUCUUGUUGUUUAAAGCUCGACUCUUCUGUAGUUAAAUCGUGUACUAAUAUCAACACAAAGCUGGUAUUUUCUAGGCUGACAUGGCUAGAGGAACUACACACUCAUUCUUAGCAUGUGGAACGUCAUUCAAGUUCCUUGAUUAUUACGCUAAAAUGAGAAUAUAGUUCCUAACCAGAUCAGUUUUCUGUCAGUCUUAAUACAUGAUGGAACUACAGAAGAGUCUCGCUUUAGAUAGCAAAAUUAUCCAAACUCUUUGGCUAUUUUUGAGAGAGAUGCUAAUGGUCUAAUCCGAUUCAAUGAUUUAUGCUAAGCUAAGCUAACAGUGCUCCCACCAGACCUGCCUGAAUGAAUUAUAAAACUUAGCAGUUUAACUCCUUGAAAGCUUUAGAAGGAGACUAUUUCCAAAAUAAAAGUGGAGUGUUCCUUUAAAUCUCUGCAAAGACCGUGUCUGUGUCUUCACAGCUUUACUUUAAGGACGAGGAUGUAGACAGAAAAAUCCUGUUGUCUGUAGUCGCAGUGGACUAGCGUUCAGGUUUGUGUUUCUGAGGAGAAUAUUUCAGUCUUUUAUUUUCAUAUGCAAAAACGUUAAGGGCUUUUGGGGUUCCAUCCACAGUCAUUAUAAAGCUCUCUUAAACCCAAAUCAAUUAAAUAAACUCAGUUGUGUUGCCUUAAAACCGAUUCUGACAAAGACCAGAGAUUGUGGCUCUGAAUGCUCAACUAGCUCCGAUGUUUUGGCCACAAUCAUAUAAUGUAGUGACUUUAGAGCAGGAAUGGCCAAACUCAGUCCUGGAGAGUCCAACACAACUGAAGCAGCUAAUCAAGACUAGAACCCUCCUGGCAAGUGUGUUGAAGCUCAAAUCUGCAGGACACCGGCCCUCCUGGACUGAGUUUGGACAUUCAUGCUUUAGAGAAAACAAUAUCUGUUAAUGAGUGUUCCUCCAGAGGCCCUCCACUGCCCAAUGGUGACUGUUUUUCCCCUGUUCUGCUUCUCGAAAUCCCUCUGACCAAUAAGCAGGUCAGUCUGGCUCUGAAAAACCCUUUAAACCCUUCUCUUUAUGGCCUCAGAUUUCAGAUUACGCUGCAAAAAAGGCAUUUCUUGUCUCGUUUCUGGUGUAAAUAUCUCAAUUCCUAAAUCAAGAAGUAUUUUCUAGACAAGCAAGACAUUUAAUGUGGUUAUAUAGAAUAGAAAAGUCAAAUUGAAGUGAGUUUUUCCCCUUAAAACAAGCUCAAUACUCUGCCUAUGGGCUCAGAUAAAAUAAUCUGAUUUUGCUUUGACAUAAUUGACUCUUUCUUACCUCAUUGUCAGAUUAUUUAGCUUGUUUUAAGGACGAACUUACUUCAUUUUGACUCAUUAUUACUGAAAACAACACAAUAUUAUUUACUAGUCCAUAAAAAACUUCUUGAAUUUAAGAAUCUCUUAAUAUUUAGACUAAAAACAAGACAGAAAAGUGUGUUUAUUUUCAGCUAGAUGAGCAAUCAGAGCCUCAUUUAUAUGUCCGGUCCUCCAAAAACGGCACAAACUGAACAUUUAUUUUCAUCUGCUGC
Messenger RNA from Danio aesculapii, 5032 nucleotides. RefSeq names its product AMMECR nuclear protein 1 (gene ammecr1). The record is from RefSeq and is a predicted model, not a curated record. Bases 748 to 1728 code for a protein of 326 amino acids. Lineage: Eukaryota; Metazoa; Chordata; Actinopteri; Cypriniformes; Danionidae. The transcript has 6 exons.